Messenger RNA from Rhea pennata, 707 nucleotides. RefSeq names its product guanine nucleotide-binding protein G(I)/G(S)/G(O) subunit gamma-11. Bases 151 to 372 code for a protein of 73 amino acids. The transcript is spliced from 2 exons. The record is from RefSeq and is a predicted model, not a curated record. Gene Ontology annotation, molecular function: G-protein beta-subunit binding. Lineage: Eukaryota; Metazoa; Chordata; Aves; Rheiformes; Rheidae. Gene Ontology annotation, cellular component: heterotrimeric G-protein complex. Gene Ontology annotation, biological process: G protein-coupled receptor signaling pathway.
UGAGUGAGCCCGGGGGCGGGGGCGGGGGCGGCCGUCCCGCCGUCCGUCCGGGGGCUCGGCGCCCCGGCGCCCUCCCUGCCCAGAGGUAACCUUCUGUCCUCCCUUCUUCCCUCUCUCCCUCCCUCCCGCCGCGCUUCGGCAGUGCAGACGAUGCCAGCGAUCAACAUAGAGGAUCUGAGCGAGAAGGAUAAACUGAAAAUGGAAGUGGAGCAGCUCCGGAAAGAAGUGAAGCUGGAGAGGCAGCCGGUGUCCAAGUGCUCUGAAGAGAUCAAGAACUACAUCGAAGAGCGGUCCGGCGAGGACCCCCUGGUGAAGGGUGUCCCCGAGGAAAAGAAUCCCUUCAAGGAGAAAGGAGGCUGUGUCAUUGCAUGAGAAAAUUAAACCCACCUGCAACUGGAGCAGGCAGGGCUGUUCCUUUAGUGAGUCACUAGCACGUCCUCACUUCCGCUGGUCCUUGUUGAACAAGUACAAGAGCGGACUGUUUUUUUCUUAAAAACAAAGAAGAAAGGAAUUUUAAAGCAGAUGAGGCCCUCGCUGGUCGCUGCGUCCUGCUCUCCGACCCCGCGGCGUUCCUCCUCCUCCUCCUCCUCCCCCCGCAGCGGGGACAGGCCCUUUCGCUCCGUGCCACGCUAACGCCGUUCGCUUUCAUCGUCUGUUUAUCGGUUGCUUCUUGGCUGUUAAUUGGAAUUAAAGAAACCUGCGUGUAA